AUUUAGCUUUGUUGUAAUUCUGCGUCUGGACGCAGGGAGGUUAUGAGUCGCAGCGGCUGUUGAAAAUUAGGCUAAAGCCGUUAAACUCUCAUUGCAGCGUACAGUGGCGACGUGGAAAGUUUACCCAUAGCAUUUCAAUGAAAUAAACAGCCUUUCUGGGUUGCGGUUGUUUUUCAAACGACACACUUGCUAUAUCUUAUAGAGUAGUGCGUUUUAAAGUGACAGUCCCAUGCAGCUGCCUUUCAGCCGAAAGUAUUUCUGGAGAAAGUUUGGAAAUGCAUAGCGAACGUUGCAGCUAGCUUACUAUCUAUCAGACGCUGCCUGAAGCCCGUGCGCCAUGGACGGAGCAAUUGUGAUCAUUUUGAUUUCAGUGGCUAUGUUUGUCGGUUGCUUUCUUUUAGGGCUUAUUCCACUCAUGUUCAAACUGUCAGAGCAAAAGCUGCAGUAUGUCAGUGUGCUGGGAGCAGGACUGCUGUGCGGAACAGCCCUGGCCAUCAUCAUUCCAGAGGGGGUAGAACUUUUGGAAAACUCCUGGAGGGGCCCUGUCCCUCCCUGCUCCAGCGGGGGGGGCAGAGAGAACAGCAGUGGGGGCACUCCCCCCCCCGCGCUGCCCGCCACGCAAGGCCUGCCACCCCACUUCUUCAUCGGGGUGUCCCUGGUGGUGGGCUUCACACUCAUGUUCGUGGUGGACCAGAUAGGGAGCUACCUCUCCAUCCAUGACCCCCGGACGGGCGUGUCCUCCAGCACCAGCAUCACGGCCACGCUGGGCCUGGUCAUUCACGCGGCCGCUGACGGUGUGGCUCUCGGGGCGGCUGUGGCCUCGUCGCAGGUCUCUGUUCAGGUCAUCGUCUUCCUCGCCGUAAUCCUGCACAAGGCUCCUGCCGCACUCGGUCUGGUCUCUUUCCUGAUGCACUCGGGCCUGGAGAAGAGGCAGAUUCAGAAGCAUCUCCUGGCCUUCUCAGUCGCAGCGCCCCUACUGGCCAUCAGCACUUACUUCAUCCUGAUCGCGACCGGCGGCUCCUCCCAGUCCCGCCUGAGCGCCACGGGAAUCGGCAUGCUGUUCUCCGCCGGCACGUUCCUCUACGUGGCCACCGUGCACGUGCUACCAGAGAUCAGCAGCAGGGGGCAGCAGCAGCAGCAGGCCUCCUCGCACCUUCACCACCAUGCAGGCGCAGCCUCCUACCAGCAGGGGGGGCUGGGAGUCCUGGAGAGCCUGACGCUCAUUAUCGGGACGGCUCUGCCCGUCCUCCUGGCGCUCGUGCUUCAUGACAACUGAACUGCGGCGGAACCCCUCCGCUGGCCGACCGUCGACAGAGCGACCGCGUGUCUGCGUCACCCUCCCUUCUCUGCGCGGUGGUGCGACCCUGUCAGAUCGAGUCACACGAAAGGAACGCCAGCUAAAAAAUGCUGAGAAAGAACAACUGGCUCUUCUCUGUCAAAAUUGAAUGUCUACCGAGUAUACAUGAUUUCCAAGGGAAGUUUACACAAUGUAUCUGAAUACAGAGUUCAAUGCAGUAACUGUAAAAAAAAAAAUAUGAAAAGUUUAAAUGGUCAUGAAAAUCAGUAGUGAAAAGACCAGUAAAACACGCAAUCCAUGCUGUGAUUGCAUAUUCUUGACUGGGUGUCCAAUUUGUAUAUUUGUAAUAGUAUUGUAGAAAAUCUAUUUUAUUAAUAUAAUGUUUUGUGUUCAUAUUGUUUCUUGUUCUUUUAAGGUUUUGAGAGGAUUCAUUGUUGCCUUCACAAGCCCAAUAUAAACUGAUUUCAGCUGUCACAGCAUUUUUGCCUUAUUUUUCUCCAUUUACACCUUGAUUUGACUGCUAGCUACUUCAUCCUAAUGGUUGAUAUGAACAGCAGUUUUUCUAUUACGGUCUGUGCGUGUUUGAUGCCGUGUGAAGGCACUGUGAAUUGAAAUAUUUUGCACUACUAUGCAAAGAAGGUAUAAGCAUUAUCUUUUUAUCAUGGAAUAUGUCUAAUAAUCUGUCAGACUUCACAGGAAAUGUGCAUGCACAUGGUUUUAUGGUACUGCAGUACUAGAACUAAAACUGUGAUUAGAUGUUAUUUUUGUAAAUCUGAUCAAAUGCCUUGAUAAUAAUAUAUUAUAAACUUAUGUUCUGGUAUAGGAUGUCCAAACCUGGACAGGAAGUCAUAUAUUGAAUAAAUGUUUACUUAAGAGAC
Molecule: messenger RNA, 2175 nt
Organism: Anguilla anguilla (European eel)
Lineage: Eukaryota; Metazoa; Chordata; Actinopteri; Anguilliformes; Anguillidae
Product: zinc transporter ZIP9-B
Exons: 7
Coding region: 338-1276 (312 amino acids)
Biological process (GO): transmembrane transport; zinc ion transport
Cellular component (GO): membrane
Molecular function (GO): metal ion transmembrane transporter activity
Source: RefSeq, a predicted model, not a curated record